GCCACUUCCGCGGCCAUCGCUUUGUGAGUAGUAUCACGCAGUGAGACCUGAUUGUAUGGAAUACGAAGCCAAAUAUAAUUCUUAUUAGUCAACCAGUUCAGGUUUGGAUACAGAUGUGGAUACAAAACCAUGUUUAGUUCGGGUUCACGUCUAAAGAGAGAUGGCAGAGGGCAGAAUGCCUUCUCAAUCACACGGACUGUUCGUUUUUUUCCAAAUCAGUUAUUUUUGGUUUUGUGCCUCGUCGAGAUUGUUUUUGGGCAGAUUCGAUAUUCUAUCCCCGAGGAGUCGAAAAAGGGUUCGUUUGUGGGUAACAUAGCUCAGGAUUUGGGAAUCGACCCGAAAAGAAUGAAAUCCGGCAGUGCACGAAUUGUAAGCAGCGACAGCAGUGAGUACAUUGAACUACAUUUAGACAAAGGGAUUCUGGUUGUCAGAGAGAGGAUAGACAGAGAACAGCUAUGCGGGCAAACGACCCCGUGUAGUUUAAGCUUUGAAAUGAUAAUGUCGAAUCCGAUGCAGCUGCACAGUGUUGUGGUGGAAAUACUAGAUGUGAAUGACAACGCUCCGCGCUUUACCGAGAAUGAGAUUAAAUUAGAAAUUUCUGAAUCAGCUCUACCGGGUUCUCGCAUUUUACAAGAGAGCGCCACAGAUCCCGAUGUCGGCAUCAAUGCGCUGCACAGCUAUACAUUAAACCCAACUAAUCAUUUUAAUAUGAAAACCCAGACCAGCCCAGAUGGAACUAAAUACGUGGAAAUGUUUCUGCACACGCCUUUAGACCGAGAGAAAGAGGAUAGCUUGGUACUAACACUGACUGCAGUGGAUGGCGGCGAGCCGCAGAGGUCUGGCACGGUUAGAAUAGUCAUUUUGGUUCUUGAUUCUAACGACAACGUACCAGUUUUUACACAGUCUGUAUAUAAAGCAGAAAUAAUUGAAAACGCACACCAAGGCACUCUGGUAACGGCUGUGAGUGCAGCGGACGCAGACGAUGGUUUGUACGGUCACGUGACGUAUCAUUUUGCUCGCGUUUCACCUGAGAUUGCAGAACUCUUUUCAAUAGACGAGAACAACGGCGCAAUAACAGUGAUGGGACACAUUGAUUAUGAAAAGAACAAACAAUAUGAGCUCAACAUACAAGCGAAAGACCAAGGGGGGCUUAUGGAUUCAACAAAAGUAAUUAUUGAAGUAAUUGAUGUCAACGACAAUGCCCCUGUGCUAGCGGUUACCUCGUUCUCCAGUCCUAUCUCAGAAGACUCUAUGAGCGGCACGACUGUAGCCAUCGUUAAUGUCAAAGAUCCAGAUUCGGGUAUGAAUGGACAAAUAGACUGUUCGAUCAAUACAAACGUCCCAUUUACAAUUAAGUCUACUUUAAAAAACUAUUAUACUCUUCUGACUGAGGGCGCGUUGGACAGGGAGCGCAAUGGAGAAUAUAAUAUCACAUUUACAGCUGUGGAUAAAGGGACACCUUCUCUUUCCAGCAACAAAACCAUCACUCUAAAAAUAUCAGAUGUGAACGAUAAUGCGCCUGUUUUUGAGCACAGCUCCUACGCUGCCCACGUGAUGGAAAACAAUGUGCCAGGGUUGUCCGUAUUUUCUGUGCGAGCGCGUGAUUCUGAUUGGAAUCAGAAUGCUCGCAUAUCCUACUUCCUAGUAGAGUCUGUGGUCGGUGGAAUUCCGGUGUCAUCCUUCAUUUCUGUGAAUUCAGAGAGCGGAGCCAUCCAUGCCGUGCGUUCUUUCGACUACGAGCAGAUAAAGGGUUUCCAGUUCCGCGUAAAAGCGCAAGACGGAGGCUCGCCUCCACUGAGUAGUAACGUGACGGUUGCAGUCAUUAUCCAAGACCAAAACGAUAACGCCCCUCAGAUUCUCUACCCGGUACAGACUGCUGUCUCAGCUGAAAUUGUGCCUCCUUCAGCAGAGGUUGGCUUCAUUGUCACUAAAGUUGUCGCUGUUGAUGUCGACUCCGGACAGAAUGCUUGGCUCUCAUAUAAACUGCUUAAAGCCACAGAUAGGGCGCUGUUUGAAGUGGGCUCACAGAAUGGAGAAAUAAGAACUUUACGUCAGGUCACUGAUAAAGAUGCUGUGAAGCAAAGGCUUACUGUUGUAGUGGAAGAUAACGGGCGGCCCUCUCUCUCGGCUACAGUGAAUGUGAACGUGGCACUGGCGGAUAGCUUCCCAGAAGUGUUGUCUGAAUUCACGGACUUUACGCAGGACAGGAAUUACAACGACAACCUCACUUUUUAUUUAGUCAUGGCCUUAGCUGUUGUUUCCUUCCUCUUUAUUUCAUCCUUAGUUGUAAUAAUAUCAGUAAAAAUCUACAGAUGGCGACAAUCCCGCAUCUUCUAUCAAUCCAAUCUACCAGUUAUCCCGUAUUAUCCACCCCGUUACGCAGACUCGGUUGGAAGUGCAGGAACUCUACAGCACGUCUACAAUUACGAAGUGUGCAGAACGACUGACUCUAGAAAGAGUGACUGUAAGUUUAUGAGACCCUGCAGUCAGAGCGUUUUAGCAGUGGACCCCAGCGGUGCAGAGACAAUGCAGCGCGUGCAGAAAGAGACAAACAUCCUGGACGAGCCGGACUCGCCAUUACAGGUGAGACAAUUUUUUAAAAGAUUUAUUUACUUCCAUGGGUAUAUUUUAUGGACGGACUUUUUGUCCCAUUUAGGCUUACGCAACUAUACAAGGGUGCACACAGUAAACAUGCAUUGUAUUGUAUAUCAAACCUCCAAUAUGCUGAUGUGUUGGUGA
This is a messenger RNA of Anguilla rostrata (American eel), 2739 nucleotides long. RefSeq names its product protocadherin beta-15-like. Gene Ontology annotation, molecular function: calcium ion binding. Gene Ontology annotation, biological process: homophilic cell-cell adhesion. Bases 130 to 2739 code for a protein of 869 amino acids. Lineage: Eukaryota; Metazoa; Chordata; Actinopteri; Anguilliformes; Anguillidae. The record is from RefSeq and is a predicted model, not a curated record. Gene Ontology annotation, cellular component: plasma membrane. The transcript has a single exon.